AUACUGUGAAAACCAAUGCAGCUGAGAUGCAUGUGGAGCGGGGAGCGACUGUAGCACUUAUUGGAUGGUCACAAUGGGGACUUAUUGUCUCAAACGAUGAGGAUUUUUGUACUGGAAUCCCACUGUACCCGAGUCAUUGUCUUCCGCAUACAAUAGUAAUUGAGGUCUCAAGGGGGAGAGUGAAUAACAGAAGAUGACACAGAAGCCUCCUUGAUGUCGCGCGUAAUCAAGCUGACACUGAUUGUGUUCGUAACUCAGAGCUCAGAAAGAGCUUGCUUAGCAAAGAGAAGAGGAGAUGAGAGGAACUGCGACCGCUUGCAGGCUGUGGGUAUUGGCCUUCUGUUUCAUCUCGCCUGACCUUCUUCUUGCCGCAUUUGGGUCCAAGCCUCCUAGAAUUCACCCAAAUGAAAAGAGUUCUCUUAAGCGUAUUGCAGCGAUGCUGAAGUUAAAUUGGGACUUCGACGUGGAUCCGUGCAGCCGCAAGGGCAAAUGGAAUGUCCAGGGAGAGAAGGGAUUCGAGAGCAGCGUCGGUUGCGAUUGCUCCUUCAACAACAACUCCCUGUGCCGCGUCUCUAACAUCUCGCUGAAAUCCCAGAAUCUUUCGGGUGCGCUGCCGAAAGAGUUUGGAAGUCUUCUCUACCUAAAGCAAUUGGACCUGAGUCGUAAUGUUCUCAAUGGCACUGUUCCCGACGAAUGGGAGAAGAUGCGGCUGCAAGGCCUGUCUUUAAUGGGGAAUCGGUUGUCUGGCCCUUUUCCAAUAGUCCUCACAAAGAUCACCAACUUGACUAAUUUGAGCAUCGAGGGGAACCACUUCCAUGGGCCUCUGCCUCAGGAGCUUGGGAACCUUGUUCACUUGGAGAAACUUGUUGUAUCUGCCAAUAACUUCAAUGGAGAACUGCCCAGAGCACUUGCCAAGUUGACAAACUUGACCGAUCUGAGGAUCUCCAGCAACAAUUUCUCAGGCAAAAUACCUGAUUUUAUAAAGAAUUUGAAGAAGUUGGAAAAGCUGCACAUUCAGGGAUGCUUUUUGGAGGGGCCCAUCCCUUCUGGUAUUUCAAAUUUAAUGAGCCUUAUUGAUCUGAGGAUCAGUGAUCUAAGAGGAAAUAUAUCCACAUUCCCUGAGUUGGUUGGAAUGAAAUCCUUGAGAACUUUGACACUAAGGAAUUGCUCCAUUCAUGGAAAAAUGCCAUCUUAUAUUGGUGACAUGAAGCUGAAGAACCUAGAUCUCAGCUUCAACAGAUUAACUGGUGGGAUCCCAGGUUCCUUUGCCAAAUUGCAAAAAGUGGAUUUCCUAUAUCUAACUGGGAACAUGCUUACAGGGAAUAUCCCUGGAUGGAUCAUGAAUAGAAACAAGAAUGCAGACAUCUCUUACAAUAACUUCACAUUUGGAGGCUCGGGCCCUGUGCAAUGUAUUCAAGGGAGUGUCAACAUGGUGGAGGGCUACUCACAGUCUAUUGAUAGCAUGAAUACCAUUCAGUCAUGCCUAAAAAGGAAUUUUCCCUGCAGUUCAUCCGAUAAAAAGUAUCAAUACUCGUUGCAUAUUAAUUGUGGAGGUAAAGAAAUAAACAUCAAUGGAACCAAGUAUGAAGCAGAUACAGAAGGAAGAGGUGCCUCGAUGUUGUAUUUAGGUUCAAACUGGGCAUUCAGUAGCACUGGGAACUUCAUGGACAAUGAUGUUGAUGCUGACAAUUAUAUUGCUUCAAAUAUUUCUGAACUCUUCAUGCCCAAUUCAGAACUGUACACAAGAGCACGCCUUUCUCCUCUAUCACUUACUUAUUAUGGCCUCUGUAUGAUGGAAGGAAGUUAUAUGGUAAAACUUCACUUUGCAGAAACAGUUUUCACACAUGACAAUACAUUCAGAAGCCUUGGAAAGCGUUUAUUUAAUGUGUUUAUUCAGGAGGAGUUGGUAUUAGAGGAUUUCAAUAUCGAAGAUGCAGCUGGUGAAUCAGGAGAACCCAUUAUUAAGACAUUCAACGCAUCUGUCACUGAUCAUACAUUAAAGAUCCAAUUUUAUUGGGCUGGAAGGGGAACAACAGGAAUCCCAAGUAGAGGAGUUUAUGGUCCUCUGAUAUCAGCUGUCUCAGUGACACCUAAUUUCACACCUCCUCCAGAUGUUGAAUCUUCUAGUGAUAAAAGGAUGCAUAUUAUAAUCAGCCUUGGGGUUUCCAUUUUGGUGGUUUUCCUUGUUCUAUUGGCUCUUGGAAUUUGGAGGAAGAGGCGGCGAAACUCCAUGCACCAAGAACUUAGAGGUCUUGAUCUGCAAACUGGAUCUUUUACCUUACGACAAAUUAAAGCAGCAACAAAGAAUUUUGAUCCUGCAAACAAGAUCGGAGAAGGUGGUUUUGGUUCAGUUUACAAGGGUCUACUAUCAGAUGGUACAGUAAUUGCUGUCAAGCAGCUUUCAUCUAGAUCCAAGCAAGGAAAUCGUGAGUUCAUCAAUGAAAUAGGCAUGAUUUCUGCCUUGCAACACCCAAAUCUUGUGAAGCUUUAUGGAUGUUGUACUGAAGGCAACCAACUAUUGUUGAUAUACGAGUAUAUGGAGAAUAACUGUCUAGCCCGUGCUCUAUUUGGCAAAGAUGCAAGACACAAACUGAAAUUGGAUUGGCCAACAAGACACAAGAUCUGUCUUGGCAUAGCUAGAGGACUGGCUUAUCUUCAUGAGGAGUCCAGACUGAGAAUUGUCCACCGAGACAUCAAAGCUAGUAAUGUAUUGCUUGAUAGGGACCUCGAUGCCAAAAUUUCUGAUUUUGGUCUUGCUAAGCUUAGUGAAGAGGACUGCAGUCACAUCAGUACUCGAAUAGCUGGAACAAUAGGUUAUAUGGCUCCUGAAUAUGCAAUGAGAGGUUAUUUGACUGAUAAAGCAGAUGUAUACAGUUUUGGUGUAGUUGCUUUGGAAAUUGUGAGUGGAAAAAGCAACACAAAUUACAGGCCAAAGGAUGAGUUUGUUUAUCUUCUUGACUGGGCAUGUGUUCUUCAUGAGAGAGGCACCCUGUUGGAACUGGUCGAUCCAGAUCUUGGAUCGGUGUACUCCGAGGAAGAGGCAAAACUGAUGUUGAAUGUGGCACUGUUGUGCACUAACUCAUCACCCUCACUUCGACCAACCAUGUCAAAAGUGGUGAGUUUACUCGAAGGACGGGCUUCCCUUCAACCGUUCCUCUCAAAUGUCAGCACAUCAACCAACAGUUUGAGCUCAAAGAGAGCAGGGAGAAAUUUUUGGCAGAAUCUGAGCGGAAGUCGAAGCCAAUCAGCCCAUGCUUCUGGUGAGGAUUAUUCUGAGUUAGACCCAGAGGAUGAUGUGAGCCUGCAACUUUUAGUAGAUGCCGUUCGCAUCUCUUGAAUGAACAUGUUUUCAGGUUUGGUAUCCGAAGUCAUAACAUUGCCUCAAUGAGUAUUCUCCAUCUCAUGUACAUCUCAAGUAUAUCGUGCUAAUGUUUAGAAACCAAUGUCGGAUGAGUGAUGAUAAAGUCAUCUGAUAAGUGUAUUUAAAUGAAAUGACUUGUCAAAUGCAAUAAGUUAUUUGAUAUCCCAGUUAAGGUUUUUUUUUU
Molecule: messenger RNA, 3545 nt
Organism: Musa acuminata subsp. malaccensis (wild Malaysian banana)
Lineage: Eukaryota; Viridiplantae; Streptophyta; Magnoliopsida; Zingiberales; Musaceae
Product: probable LRR receptor-like serine/threonine-protein kinase At1g07650
Biological process (GO): protein phosphorylation
Molecular function (GO): protein binding; protein kinase activity; ATP binding
Source: RefSeq, a predicted model, not a curated record